GAAUCUCCACACAAAUGCCCCACAUGUGGAAGAACCUUUAAUCAAAGAAGUAACCUGAAAACUCACCUUCUUACCCAUACAGACAUCAAGCCCUACAACUGUGAGCAGUGCGGCAAAGUGUUCAGGCGAAACUGUGAUCUACGGCGGCACAGUCUAACUCACACCCCGCGGCAGGACUUCUAG
Acanthisitta chloris (rifleman) is the source of this 183-nucleotide messenger RNA. Its product is annotated as protein odd-skipped-related 2-like. The transcript has a single exon. Gene Ontology annotation, cellular component: nucleus. Gene Ontology annotation, biological process: embryo development; regulation of transcription by RNA polymerase II; urogenital system development. The record is from RefSeq and is a predicted model, not a curated record. NCBI's taxonomy places the organism in Eukaryota, Metazoa, Chordata, Aves, Passeriformes, Acanthisittidae. The annotation marks the transcript as partial. Gene Ontology annotation, molecular function: DNA-binding transcription factor activity, RNA polymerase II-specific; RNA polymerase II transcription regulatory region sequence-specific DNA binding.